AUGUGCCUCCUUCAGGUCAGGCAAGUGCUUGGACUUUCAACAGAGUGGCCUCAUCAUCCUCUGUAUUUUCCUGAAUCUCUGAUGUACAACAAUACGUGUGUAAACAGGAAGAUUAGAGGUUCUGGAUGGAGAUUACGCAUUGCCUCAACAUGUCUAUGCCUUGUGGAGAUUUUCCAACAUCUACAUGAGCAGCUAAAGCAGUGGUUCUCAUUCUCCCUAACCUCAAAGGAAAACUCAACCGGAUCGCUCUCCGUGUACUGUGUACUGACACCAAACGUCACCAAAAAGAUUUUUGCAGAGGAAGUUAACACUGCUUUCACAGACUCCACAGAGAAAGAGCUUAAAGGUAUCCUCAAAGUCUGCGAUGAGCCUCCUGUGUCAGUUGAUUUCAGAUGCUCGGAUGUGUCGUCACCCAUUGAUUCUACACUCACUAUGGUUAUGGGAGAUGAUAUGGUUAAGGUGAUUGUAUGGUAUGAUAAUGAAUGGGGUCUCAAACAAUAA
Messenger RNA from Eruca vesicaria subsp. sativa (arugula), 501 nucleotides. Lineage: Eukaryota; Viridiplantae; Streptophyta; Magnoliopsida; Brassicales; Brassicaceae. The record is from the annotation of a GenBank genome assembly.